CUGAUGGUUCUGGUUCUGGUUCUCCUCAGGUGGUGAAGCUGAAGGAUUUCUUCCCUCAUGGAACCGGCUUCGUCCUGGUCUUUGACUUUAUGCUCUCUGACCUCUCUGAGGUCAUCAGGAACUCCCUGCGACCUCUGACCCCGGCUCAGGUGAAGGGCUACAUGAUGAUGCUGCUGAAGGGCGUGGCCUUCCUGCACCAGAACUCCAUCAUGCACCGGGACCUGAAGCCCGCCAACCUCCUCAUCAGUUCCUCAGGUCACCUGAAGGUGGCAGACUUCGGCCUUGCCCGGCUGUUCAGUGAUCAGAGGGAGCGGCUCUACAGCCACCAGGUGGCCACCAGAUGGUACCGAGCCCCAGAGCUCCUGUAUGGAGCCCGGAAAUACGACGAAGGAGUGGACCUGUGGGCGGUGGGCUGCAUCUUCGGAGAGCUUCUCAACUCGUCUCCUCUGUUCCCCGGGGAAAACGACAUCGAACAGCUCUGCUGCGUCCUGCGAGUCCUGGGGACGCCGACCCGGGAGAGCUGGCCUGAAAUGGUCGAGUUGCCAGAUUACAAUAAAAUCACCUUCAAGGAGAAUCCAGCGAUCCCAUUGGAGGAGAUCGUCCCUGACACCUGUCCUCAGGCUGUGGACCUGCUCUGCCGCUUCCUGGUCUACCCGUCCAGGCGGCGCUGCUCCGCCACACAGGCUCUCAUCCAUCCCUUCUUCUUCUCCUCUCCUCUUCCUGCUCACCACUCCGAGCUGCCCAUCCCUCAGAGAGGGGGUCACCCUCCCCGCCAGCACCUGCAGGCUCCGCCCACCGACUUCUCUGUGGACCUGCCCCUGCAGAACAGUGUGGUGGACCCCACGGAGCUGCGGCCACACGCCUCCUGCCUCUGAAAAGACUCAAAGUGUUGGAAAUGAGA
Poecilia latipinna (sailfin molly) is the source of this 901-nucleotide messenger RNA. RefSeq names its product cyclin dependent kinase 20 (gene cdk20). Gene Ontology annotation, biological process: protein phosphorylation. Gene Ontology annotation, cellular component: nucleus. The record is from RefSeq and is a predicted model, not a curated record. Lineage: Eukaryota; Metazoa; Chordata; Actinopteri; Cyprinodontiformes; Poeciliidae. The coding region runs from base 90 to 875 and encodes 261 amino acids. Gene Ontology annotation, molecular function: ATP binding; protein serine/threonine kinase activity. The transcript is spliced from 6 exons.